AUGGCCGUAGACGCCCGCGACUCGGCCAUCCGAGACGCGAAGCGCUAUAUUCGCGAUGUCGUGCGGAACGACUGGACCUUCCAACCCUCCACGGACGACGGAGCUCCCGCGAGCUCAUUUCCGCCUCCGCCCCAGAACGAGGUCGCCGCAUGGCGACUCCGCGAAUACGACAGCUCCGGGUCGGAGCUAGAGCCUCAGAUGUCACCCACGGGCUAUGACGAUGACUCGUCGGAGCCAGGGAGCCCGAUGAUGUCGCCCGUCGGCGGUCGCGUGGAACGACGCCGCAAGCGCCGGAGGGACGAGGAGGAGGAAAUGCGCUGGAACGAGGGCCUCAGGACGUGGGUGGAGAGGCGCGAUGCGUGGUCUGGGGCCCGCGCGAAACCGGAGAUCUUGGGUGAACCUCACCAUGCGCAUGUGUCCUCGGAUGAAGCCGCCGCAAGGACGUCGAACUCCUCGUCUGGAGACUCGUCCAAUCUGGCGAAUAGGGCCGGCGCCUCCCUCACUAUCUCCGACAAGGACGCUUCUCCCUUGCAGCAUGACCGCGACGGCGAGGGCCACUCCACGACGGCGGCAGACGGGCACCAAGGGUCGACCGAGACGGCGAUUACCGAGCCCGACACGCAGGGCGCAACGGCGGCCACCCCAGCGCCCGCGCCCGCGACCGCCGCCUCGAAAGCAGUCGCAUCUACCGUCGCGCACCAGCAGCGGCCCGAAGAAGCCAUCGAUCCCGUCAUCCCCGUCGUGCCCUCCCUCAUCUCCACCACGAACCCCAUCCGCGCCUCCAUCACCCCGGCCAUGUACCCGAGCAUCUACUCUAAAGUUGUCGUGCAGGGCCUGACGCCCACAGUCCCGAUCAACCUCGCCGAUGUCACCAAAUCCAUGGUACAGGGCUGGAAAUCCGACGGCCAGUGGCCGCCGAAACCGACCAACAUCGUCCUCCAAGACGACGCCACUGUCCCCCGCGCUAGGGACGAAAUUUUGACAGCAACUACAUCGGCCGCCGCACAACCGCCGUCUCCGGAGUCGAAACGCCGCUCCGGGGUCGCCAGCGCCGUGCGCAAGGUAUUGCACUUUUCGGGCUUCCACCCAUCGCAUCCGUUCCAUCGGCGCGGGUCCAGUCAGCCGUCUGAGGAGGCUGGCGCCGCGCAUGCUGUUGAGCAUACGGGGGAGAACGCAUAG
Messenger RNA from Aspergillus candidus, 1179 nucleotides. Its product is annotated as DUF4050 domain-containing protein. The record is from RefSeq and is a predicted model, not a curated record. The transcript has a single exon. The coding region runs from base 1 to 1179 and encodes 392 amino acids. Lineage: Eukaryota; Fungi; Ascomycota; Eurotiomycetes; Eurotiales; Aspergillaceae.